Uranotaenia lowii is the source of this 4377-nucleotide messenger RNA. RefSeq names its product WD repeat domain phosphoinositide-interacting protein 2-like. The transcript is spliced from 5 exons. Bases 659 to 2071 code for a protein of 470 amino acids. The record is from RefSeq and is a predicted model, not a curated record. Gene Ontology annotation, biological process: protein lipidation; protein localization to phagophore assembly site; autophagy of mitochondrion. NCBI's taxonomy places the organism in Eukaryota, Metazoa, Arthropoda, Insecta, Diptera, Culicidae. Gene Ontology annotation, cellular component: phagophore assembly site membrane; extrinsic component of membrane; cytosol. Gene Ontology annotation, molecular function: phosphatidylinositol-3,5-bisphosphate binding; phosphatidylinositol-3-phosphate binding; protein binding.
AACAUCGUCCAGCGCCAAACAAAACCCGAAGCUUCGAGUCAGUCUGAAAGGAAAAUUCGUGUGAAAAGGAUCCUCCGUCUCCUUUGUGUGCAUAUUUUUAGCCAGCUACAUUAGUCAAGAGCAUCUCAUAGCUUUUGUCUCUAGCUAAAUCGUAAUAUUCGCAGAAGGAUAUUGAAGGACUCUUGUGCUGUUUUUUCUUCGAUUGUGCAAUUUUCACCUGAUUUUCUUCGCGCGCUUGCCUCGCCAGGGAAAUCAUCUUCCACACCCCUACGUCAAAGAAAGAAAAACUGUGCAAUUUUUUCUUCGUUUACCAUAACAAUCAAAAACUUUGCUAGAAAUCGAUUCCUUUCGGGCUCAAAUCGACUGAGAGUGUGAAAAAUUUACCUGUGAAAAAAGUUUUUCUUUUCUGCUGAGAAAAAGGAAAACUUGCCCCGCGCCAAAUCAAUUUGAACAAAGCGAUUAAACUGACCGUUUGUGUGAUAUAAUAAUUUUGUGCAAACCAUUUUCAAACGGAAAAAAGUGUAAGGUACUCGUAAACGAAAAAAUAUAACAAGUGAAGAAAAACUUCUGUGUGAAAAGCGAAUCUCGAAGCAACGCAAAAAAAGAAGAGCUAGAUCUCUCCCAACUUUUCCUUCGCGUCCGCGCAAAGUUCGCUUAAAUGAGUGAUACAAAUCAGAAAUGUUUCGGCAAAACUGGUGGAUUCUCUAUAAGUUUUAAUCAAGACUAUACAUCGCUUUCUGUGGUAUCUAAUCAAGGGUAUCGUCUGUUUUCCCUAUCAUCCGUUGAUCGAGUCGACGAAAUCUUCUGUAGCCAUGACGAGGAUACAAAAAUCGCCGAGCGGCUGUUUAGUAGCAGCUUGGUCGCGGUCGUUACCGCAAGUGAGCCGCACAAACUUAAGGUGUGUCACUUUAAGAAAGGGACGGAGAUCUGUAACUACAGCUACCCGUCCGAGAUCCUGUCGGUGAAGCUGAACCGAUCGAGGCUGGUCGUAUGCCUAGUGGACAGUAUUUAUAUUCAUAAUAUCCGUGAUAUGAGACUGCUACAUUCCAUCAAGAACAUGUCGAACAAUCCGGCCGGUUUGUGUACGCUGUCGCUUUCGUCGCACCUGGCGUACCCGAUCUCGGAGAGCGCCGGAGAGCUGCAGGUCUUCGACGCCGGCAAUCUGACGUCCCGGUUGAAGAUCAAGGCCCACGAUUCGCCCCUGUCGGCGAUGAACUUCUCCUUCAAUGGGACCCUACUGGCGACCGCCUCGGAAAAGGGCACCGUCAUCCGGGUGUUCUGCGUCAAGAAUGGCCAGAAAGUGCACGAGUUCCGGCGGGGUUUGAAGCGCCACGUUAGCAUUGGAUCGCUGAACUUCAGCAUCUGUGCGAGCUACGUAGUUGCCAGCUCCAAUACGGAAACCGUACAUAUCUUCAGGAUCGAUCCGAAAUCGAUUGAGCAAGCCGAGCGCCGGAAUUGCAUCGAAAAUGGGGCAGUUUCCGGUGGCACCAACAACAAUGACGGAGAGACGGGACCUGGUGCCGGAACCGACGAAGGUCAGGAGGCUGGCGGUUGGGGCAUGAGCUUCAUCGCUAAGGCCGUGACCGCGUACUUCCCGACCAAUGUGGUUACGGAUGUAUUCUCGCAGGAUCGAGCUUACGCCACGGUUCAGCUGGCCGAGGCUGGACUCCGUUACGAGUGUGUGAUUGCCAAGGUCGAGAAGGAGACCCGGCUGCUGCUGGCCUGUGAGGAUGGCUUCCUGUACAUCUACGGGUUCGACGAUUCCAAGGGCGGCGAUUGCAAGCUGAUUCGGGCGCACGAUUUGCGGCUACCAUUGUUCGGAAUCACCGAGGUCGACAUCGGUGGCAACGAGAACGACACCUCGAUCCUGAACGUGCAGAUGACUGCCUCGAUGCUACCGGCACGGGGCACCUAUGCCGGGGUCCUCAAGGGACGUCCCGGAGACAAAAUGUCAGCAGACUCGGACCGCUGCCGGGACCUGUGCGAGGCCGUCGAGUACCCGAUCAAGAACUCCAUCCCGCUGUUUGACGAAAUCCAGUUCCCGCCCGUGACCCCGAUCACCGUCGAAUGACUAGCUGGCGACCUGAAGGCACCCAAGAUCAGCUCAGUUUCCGGUGGUGAUGGAAAGACCAAACGCCAGGCCAAGUAGAGAGAAAAAACCACACAGAUCAUGCUGCACCACACCGCUUCUCCUUUUCCUUCUGAUGAUACGACCUUACAACAUAAAAAAAAACAACACGGAUGGUGACCAUUUUGUGGUCCUCGAUUGUGGACAAGUUUUUAGUGAGUACCCUAAGGUAGAUGAUACAAUGUAUGUGGAGCCCCAUUUAUUUUUUCAAGCAAGGCAUCAAUGUUCGUGAGUUUUAACUACCUUUCAUUUUUUUAGAUCGUGUACAGUUUUAAGACAACAAAAAAGAUAUAUGUAUCUCUCUGUUAUUACUUUUAAGAAAAAUACAAAAAAAAAAUCUUGUCUGUUAAGAUGAUCGGUUGUCUUAUGUCAUAUCCUUUAAGUUAUAAGCAAUUUUUUGUCUUCUGGAAAUAAGUUUAACUUUUGCAUCCGUUGUGUAACACUACAAGUAAAGAGCAGCGUUUUGAUUUACGUUUCUUCUCCAAGAGCAAUGGUUUUCUGAAAACUUCUCGGGCACAAUUAUUUUUAAAAAAUGUUACUCUCUAGAUUGCCGUUUUAGUGAUUUGAAGUUAUAUAGUGUUGAGAAUAAAACAGAAGCAAUAGUAUUCAUGCGGUACAUGUGAGUUAAUAAAUCAUUUGCAAUCUACUUUAUUUAACUGAAAUCCUUUAUGUAUGCACUUAACACAUCUAUUUACGCUAAAUUUUCUAAUAUUUUUUACGCUUCCCACUAUUUUUUUCUUACUUAUACUGCACCGCGCAGGUAGAUGGCAGAAUAAGCAAUGGAACACGCUGAUGGUGGAAUAACUCUUCAGCUACUGCCAUAGAAAAUGAAUAAAAAAAAAUAAUUUAAUAAACAAAUAAAAGAUACAAACACACAUAUUAGUGCUAUGUGAAAAACCUUAAAAAAUGAUACCAAAAACAAUACAAAAAUGUCCUGUAAAAAUCUUCAAAAAAUACUCAUUGUUAAGUUAAUUUUAAGUUUCUGCAAAUGUAAAGUAAACAGAGAGAUGAUUUUAAAAAAUAUAUAUUUUCUUAUUUAUUAUUUAACACAAGUUGUAAAUAUUAUUUCCUCAAUAAUAACACCAUCUGGAGAUCGAAAUUCUGCAAAGAUUUUCUGUAAUGCAACAAAUCCCACAGAACGAAAAGUAAAAACAGCACAAGUUGAAUCCGAAAUUUUAACCUUCAUUGUUGAAGCUAUGUGAUCCAAGCACUUCAUAAAGCUACUAAAACUUCAACCAUAGAAAUAACGAACAGUUUCGAUAUUGGACAUUACCCAAACCUGAUUUAGCUUCGCUUCCCUCAAUGUUUAUUCGCUCUCACUAUUUUCCACGGACAACAAAAACAUAGACACUGAGGAACAAAAUAUAAAAUACAACAGAAAUCGUAGCCGAAUUUUCCCAUCUUAAAUAUCUCUUCUAGAAGAAUCUGUUUACAAGUGAUAGCGAAAUUCUUUAACAUGCGAUUGUAAAAUAUUGCAAUUUUAAGUAGAGUCCAUCAUCAUUGAACUUCUUCUGCCAUACCGCCACCCGAAAAAAAAUCAUUCACGCAGAAAUGCACGGUUGAUAAGAACACAUUCAAACACAUACUGGGCAUGCAGAGGUGAAAAUCCUUCUUCAAAGUAUUUCCUCUACACACAAACGACACACAAACACAAGCUUUUUUGUUUGACGGUGGAAAUUCCCCGAGUAAAAUAAUAGAUAAAUUCAAAAAACAAAAAAAGUACCGACACAGAACCACGAAUCAAACCAUGAUUGGGGAGCCGCCCCAGUUGGAGAUCUAUCUUAAGGGAUGCCCCUCCCCGCAGAAAUCAGACGAUGGUAAUAAGGAUGCAAAAUAAAGAUAAACAAAAUACAAUUCACGUAAGACACAAUCGUACAAUCGAGAGUUGAUUGAUGAGGAUCGGCAAUCGGCAAAGUGGUUUUAAGUAAAUAAGUAUACACCAAACAUUGGGAGGACAAAUUUCGUUUCGGCAGUUAAAAUUGUCAUUAUCACGAAUAUGGUAAUUAGAAACUUUCAGAAUACCAACUAUGGCUAAAAUAACAAGAGGAAAAAAAAUGUUACACAACAAAUAAGAGCGUACAGUAAGUAAGGUCACACAAUUGUUUCGACGUGUAGAAAAAACAGAACGCAUGUAUUUUUCAAAGUUUCCGGUGAAAAACAAAAACUGUCUAUAAAUUGAAGAGAAAUGAAAUAAACAAAAAAAAAACUAUUAAAAUUAAAUUCGUAUACCUGAUGAUCAGCAAAAAAAA